GUAUCACGGUGCAGACUGGAAGUGUUGCUGUCAAAGGGAAUUUUCAACUUUCUGUGAGUGGAGGGGAAUGUUGACAUCAACUGCAGGUCUCGAGUAAAAGAAACAACUUUGCCAGCCAUAAAGAGUAUUGGCCUCACUCUGCUGCCAGUUUUUAUUCCCCACCUGUUUUUGAAAUGUACCGUGGCUCAAGACAAGACUGUAAUGUGGAAUCCAAAAGGUUUCCAGGAUCCACUGGGACGGCCACCAGGCCUUCUGGGACCAGCCAGGAUGGUACAGCAGGGCAGCUGACAUCUAUCGCCGUUCGGCCCAAAUCUGUCAUCGUUGUCCGUUCCACACCUUCAGGAGAGAAUAUUCAGUGUGAGAGCUACUCAUUAAAAAAAGAGACGGAGAGACUUUCAACAGAAACUAUGCCUGGGACUUUCUCUGAGUUUCCUGCCAAGAAAAGCCAUAAUAGUACAACAAAUAUUCCUUUUCCUGCAAACGUCUGCUUACUCCCACCUUCCACUCCUGGUAUGAUGGAUGAAGAACGAGGUUCCUGGCGUCGCUGCUCAUUAAAUGAGAUGAACAAUGUUUCGUCCUUUCGCCGCCAUGCCCUCAGUGUCCCCAACAUGGGCACUUCCAGUCCCUUUUGUCUGAUGAACAGCAGCCCUCUGCAUAGCAGGCCUCUCUCACCAGCACUCAGCAACCUAUCCAGCCCUGGAAGAGACAUGGAGAAGCUGGCUAAAGCACGGAGUAAACUCUUGGAGAGUGAAAGCAAUCAAACACCAACACUUCCACCAGAAACACGAGAGCAACUUAGGUACGUCUCCAAGGAUGGAAAGUGCCGCGUCAACCUGUGCCACAUUUCAGAACGAGGACGUUUCUUGUCUGAUAUCUUCACCUCUUUUGUUGACCUCCAGUACCGCUGGUUUCUAUUUGUUUUUAUGAUGUGCUAUAUCACCACCUGGUUCCUGUUUGCUGUGCUUUACUACAUAAAUGCAUCCUUUCGAGGUGACCUAGGGAGACCUCUUGGGAGUCCUGACAAUCCCCUCAUUAACCAAACGCCAUGCUUCAUAGGCCUAGAUGGCUUCAUUUCAGCUCUACUCUUCUCUGUGGAGACACAGCGAACUAUCGGUUACGGGUCACGCACGGUGUCUCCCACCUGCCCUGAGGGAGUGCUGCUGGUCAUGGUGCAGUGUAUUGUUGGCUCCAUGAUAGAUGCCCUUAUGGUGGGCUGCAUGUUUGUAAAAAUAUCCCGGCCUAAGAAGAGGGCAGAAACACUUCUCUUCAGUCGCACCUGCGUCAUUGCAAACCGUGAUGACCAGCUGUGCCUGAUGUUCCGUCUGGGAGACUUGAGAGAGAGCCACAUGGUGGAUGCAAAAGUUCGUGCAAAGUUGAUCAAGUCCCGCCAAACGGCUGAGGGGGAGUUCCUGGCGCUCGAGCAGACAGAGAUUGACCUCGGUUAUGAAAGUGGAUCAGAUCGACUUUUCCUUGUGGAGCCUCAAGUCAUUCAACACAGUAUUGAUGCCAGCAGUCCGCUAUGGGAACUGGGACCUGAGCAACUUAGAAGACAGCAGUUUGAAAUAAUCGUGAUUUUGGAAGGGAUUGUUGAGGCUACAGGCAUGAUGUGCCAAGCUAAAACGUCUUAUAUUGAAACGGAGAUUGAGUGGGGCGCUCGCUUUGAGCCGUGCAUGACCCUGGAGAAGGGCUCGUUCAGAGUGGACCUGCGUCGGUUCCACAGCACCUACCAGGUGCCGCUGCCCAAGGGCAGCGCCAGCCAAGCUCACCAGCUACUGAUGGAGGCCCAGAGUCACAAAGCCUGCCGAGAAUGGGAGGCUUGGGCAGAAGGAAUGGCCAUGGAGGACAAAGACAAGUCGCCAUCUCACAGAGGAUUUACUAUCGGUAACAUUAGGGAGGAGAAAAUGUCUGAAGGAAAUGAAAGUGAAGCAAGUGCAGACGGGACAGUUUAAGCGUUCUUUUUUAAUAGAAUUUAUGUUGAAUAACUUAAAUAAGGAACUCCAGGACAGACUGUAUUCACACGUUGAUACAUAUCACUGCAGGGAAAGUCCACUAUAUCUCUAGAGCACUUUUUUAGUCUUAUUUACCAAAAUAAAAACAAGCAUCUCCUUUCUUGGGCAUGGCUGUUCAAUGUCCCUGCUGAAAUGAGUUUCUUAUGCAUUGUCUACAAUUUGGAGCAAAUACAAAUCAAAUUGGAAAGUUGUGAUGGAAAAAUAUGCAAACACUUCAGGACAGAAGACUCAAAACAAUAUUUCAAAAUGCACAACAAUGUAUAUUUUGCAUUUUGAAAAUACAAUCGGCACCCCAAAUCAAUGAAAAGCAAAUAAAUACAUUCAGAAGUUCAAGUUAAAGUGAUCAGACAGAUUCACUUGCAGAACAGUCAAACAGAAACAUAAUCAGCACCUCAAAAAGAAAAAACGAGGCAUAAGAAAAAGACUAGCAAAAGGAAGCCACAUUUUCAUAUUAUCACGAUUGUAUAAUAAAUAUUUGAUUUGUGGAAAGAUUAUAACCAAGUAACAUAAGUUCAAUUGAUUUCAACUUUGGUCUUUUUUUCUGUAAAACAACUGAAUGCACAUCCCCAAGAAUUGUGAGGAUUUCUUUUGGUUUAUCUUUUUUUUUUUCUUCCUGCUGUGAUAUCCCUUGUUUUGUCUAGAAGGACUAAGACUUUGUAUGUUUAAAGAAGAGUGUUGAGAUUAGACUUUAAACUGGAAUAACCCACAGCGUGAGUGAUCGAUGGAACCAGGAUUAUGACAACUCACAUCAGAAAUCUCUGGUUGGGACUUCUCUUCCUGUUACUCAUGGAAAAAGUCACUUACUGUUCUUUUUUUAAAAAUAUGUCUAUGUCUCAUUUCAUUCACACAACUAGAUUUAUUUGCACCUAAAUACACCAUAUUGUGCAGCUUCCCUCAUUUUGACAUUUCAUUGACUUCUGUUCACUUUGUGCAGUUUCAUUAAAAUCCAAACUCUGACCUUGAACAUUUCCAGUUUAUGCCUAACCCUCAUCUCACUUCAACACUCACAACAUGCUUCAUCUGUUUUUUUUAAUCUGUAUGCACUAAUAAAAAUAUAGUUUUAAACUCCAAACUGAUUUGUCUACACUAUAUAAAGGUGGAAUGGCAGAGUUUUUCCCAGCUAAGACUGGGUGGAGCAG
Molecule: messenger RNA, 3148 nt
Organism: Cololabis saira (Pacific saury)
Lineage: Eukaryota; Metazoa; Chordata; Actinopteri; Beloniformes; Belonidae
Product: G protein-activated inward rectifier potassium channel 3-like
Exons: 4
Coding region: 174-1949 (591 amino acids)
Biological process (GO): regulation of monoatomic ion transmembrane transport; potassium ion import across plasma membrane
Cellular component (GO): plasma membrane
Molecular function (GO): inward rectifier potassium channel activity
Source: RefSeq, a predicted model, not a curated record